AUGCCCUGCCUUCACAUUGCUCAGUGCACUUGCUGUGCUGUUUGCAGGUGGACGUGGUGUGAUGGGGCUAAAGCCGUAGAGAGGAUACAAACUCAGUUGUCGCACACUGUGCUCUUGCUGCUGUGCUGUGUGCAGGUGGAUGUGGUGUUACGGGGCUACAGCGGGUACAACACACGCUGGGCACUCUUUCUUUUGCCCAAGCUCUUUCCCAAGGGUGACACGUCGAUUCCCCCCCCCGCCCUGGUGACUGUCUUCUUUGGCGCCAAUGAUGCCGCACUGCCAGGGAGAAGGAGCGGCAAGCAGCAUGUGCCGAUCCCAGAGUUCAAGGAGAACCUGCGAGUCAUAGUCACUCACCUGCAGUCGCUAGGUCCAAACGUGCAUGUGGUGCUCAUCACCCCCCCUCCUGUGGACGAGGCUGGUCGCAUGGAGUUCGCCAAAUGCGGUGAGCAGUGUCUGAAGAAUGUGGUGACGGGCAAGUAUGCAGCAGCGGUGGGGGAGGUGGCAGAGGCGUGUGGGGGCGUGCCUGUGAUUGACCUCUGGACCGUGCUGCAGCAACAACCCACCUGGCACUCCCUGCUAAGUGACGGGCUUCACUUGGCUCCUGGGGGAAACAAGGUGUUGUUCGAGCAGCUGUCAUCGCUUCUCCAAUCAAGUGCAGAUUGGACGCCGCCUUUGGUGCAAGAGAGCAUGCCAUGGGACUUCCCUGAGCAUAUCAAUAUUGAUGGGGAAAAUCCUGGGAAUGCGUUCAAGGACUUCUAA
This is a messenger RNA of Closterium sp. Naga37s-1, 759 nucleotides long. The record is from the annotation of a GenBank genome assembly. Lineage: Eukaryota; Viridiplantae; Streptophyta; Zygnematophyceae; Desmidiales; Closteriaceae.